AUGGAGCCUAACGAGAAUGCCGAGAGUAUUUCAACUUUACCAAAGUACCUUCUAUUCAAGUAUUUCUACGAGAAAAAUGGAUUCUUAACCCCAUUCAGAGAUUUCCUGAUUGGCCGUAUCGCAAAAGAAAGCGCGCGAGCGCACACGUACGAGAGGAAAGAAAAAGAAAGCGACCAGAUGGGUAACAUUCCAUAUGAAGCUACAGAAGAACAGUUAAAGGACAUCUUUUCUGAAGUUGGACCAGUGGUCAGUUUCAGACUGGUAUAUGAUCGAGAAACAGGCAAACCAAAAGGUUAUGGUUUUUGUGAAUACCAAGACCAAGAAACAGCCCUUAGUGCUAUGCGGAACCUGAAUGGCCGGGAGUUCAGUGGGAGGGCACUUCGAGUAGACAACGCUGCCAGUGAGAAGAACAAGGAGGAACUAAAGAGCCUUGGCACUGGUGCCCCCAUCAUUGAAUCUCCUUAUGGAGACCCCAUCAGUCCAGAGGAUGCUCCAGAAUCCAUUAGCAGAGCAGUUGCCAGUCUGCCACCGGAACAGAUGUUUGAGUUGAUGAAACAAAUGAAGCUUUGUGUACAGAACAGUCCCCAAGAAGCAAGAAAUAUGCUGCUACAAAACCCCCAGCUAGCCUAUGCUUUACUGCAGGCACAAGUAGUGAUGCGAAUUGUAGAUCCAGAGAUUGCACUGAAAAUUUUACAUCGUCAAGCAAAUAUCCCAUCUCUGAUUCAAGGUAACCCGCCACCCGGCCAAGGACCUAGUGCUCCAAUGAACCAGCCAAAUGCUGCAGCCUCUCAACCACAGCCCUUGGGUGGAAUGCAUGUAAAUGGAGCUCCUCCUCUGAUGCAGCCACCUUUGCCAGGUGGCGUUCCAGCACCAGGAGCAAUGCCUACUGCCGGACCUGGCCCUGGCCCUUUGGCACCUGGAGGUGGCAUGCCGUCCAAGGUUGGAAUGCCAGGCGGUGGGCCUGUCUCCCUAGAUCGAGGCCAAGUGCCAAUGCCAGACCCCAGGGCCCCUAUGCAACGUGGACCUAUGCCUGCUGGCGGCCCACCUCCCCGAGGUCUUUUAGGAGAUGCUCCAAAUGACCCACGUGGAGGGACUUUGCUCUCAGUCACUGGAGAAGUAGAACCCAGAGGUUACCUGGGGCCACCCCAUCAGGGUCCUCCCAUGCACCACGUCCCUGGCCAUGACAGCCGUGGUCCUCCACAUGAGAUGAGGGGAGGACCACUGGGAGAGCCCCGGCCUCUCAUGGGAGAACCCAGAGGACCUAUGCUAGAUCAGAGGGGUCCACCCAUGGAUGGCAGAGGUGGAAGAGACCCCCGAGGGAUGGAUGCCAGAGCAAUGGAAGCCAGAGCAAUGGAGGCUAGAGGCAUGGAUGCUAGAGCAAUGGAAGCCAGGGGGAUGGAGGCCCGCAGCUUAGAGUCAAGAGCAAUGGAAGCUAGAGGCAUGGAUGCAAGAGGAAUGGAAGCAAGAGGCCCUGGCCCCAGAGGCCCAAUGCCCGGGGGACUCCAGGGACCUGGACCAAUCAACAUGGGAGCCGGUGGCCCUCAGGGACCCAGGCAGGUCCCGGGCAUGCAGGGAUCUGGUCUGCAGGGUGGCGGUCAGCCUGGGGGAUUUAGUCCUGGACAGAACCAAGUUACUCCGCAGGAUCAUGAAAAGGCUGCUUUGAUUAUGCAAGUGCUCCAACUGACCGCAGACCAAAUUGCUAUGCUGCCUCCUGAGCAACGGCAGAGUAUCCUGAUUUUAAAGGAACAGAUACAGAAAUCUACUGGUGCCCCUUGAAUGAGCCAGUCCAGUCCCCAGGAAGAGAAGUGAUCCUGUGUAGGUUCUGAGUUAAUCACCCUGGAUGUGCUAAUACCUGGAGCAUUUCAAUAAAGUGACUGCAUAUCAUAGGAACCAGUAUAUUUUCUUAUUUAUUAAAUUAAAUUUUUUUCCAAUUACAUAUAAGUUUCCAACAUUUUUCAAAGAAUGUUGAGUCUCAAAUUCUCUCCCUCUAAUCCCCACCCCUGUUGAUACGAUAAGCAAUCUUAUAUAGAUUUUACAUGUACAGUCAUGUAAGACA
Messenger RNA from Gracilinanus agilis (Agile Gracile Mouse Opossum), 2056 nucleotides. RefSeq names its product cleavage stimulation factor subunit 2 (gene CSTF2). Gene Ontology annotation, cellular component: mRNA cleavage and polyadenylation specificity factor complex. Gene Ontology annotation, biological process: mRNA 3'-end processing. NCBI's taxonomy places the organism in Eukaryota, Metazoa, Chordata, Mammalia, Didelphimorphia, Didelphidae. Gene Ontology annotation, molecular function: mRNA binding. The transcript is spliced from 14 exons. The record is from RefSeq and is a predicted model, not a curated record. The coding region runs from base 1 to 1776 and encodes 591 amino acids.